Alternaria burnsii is the source of this 1794-nucleotide messenger RNA. RefSeq lists its product as uncharacterized. The record is from RefSeq and is a predicted model, not a curated record. The transcript has 5 exons. Bases 1 to 1794 code for a protein of 597 amino acids. Lineage: Eukaryota; Fungi; Ascomycota; Dothideomycetes; Pleosporales; Pleosporaceae.
AUGUUCGCGACCGACUUACCACUGGACAAAGAGGCGGAAUCCGUGGGUGCGCGGAGGGAACGAAAGACCAAGGAGCGAUCCAUUAGGUCAAACUCCAUCAACACUUCGACUUCACGAACAUCAAUUAGUUCGACAAACUCGGGCUCUACCGAUCGUGAGUUAUGGUGGUCUUCGGGCCUGAAGAAGGCGAAGAGUAUGAAACCAAAGAUACUACGGCCAUCAACUGGACGGACUACGGACUCACAGAGAACGGCAAUUACUGUGACAACUGAAGUUGACUUGACCCGCACGCACAAUCUCAAGGAUCCCGAGCUGCAACCUGGCUGGACGUACACAAGUUCUCUUUCUGCAACACUUCCAUCCGGAGAUCCUAUGCAUCCACGUCAACAUGAAGUACCAGAGCUGGAAGGUGAUAUGUCAUCUCGAAAUACGGGCUCCACCAGGUCGCGUAUCUCGCAUGACCGGCAGCGCGAGGUGAAAACUCCUACUAUGGUCGAUAGCAGCGAUGAUGUGACGCAAGGAAGCCGCGUCAGUCCUAAGUCUUUUGUAACGAGCCGAACUCGUGCCAGUACAGCGAGCCCUGAAAAUGAACAUGCUAUACCCAUCUCAAUGCCAGAAGCAAAGAGAGUUGACAGCGGAUGGCCCCAGCCCAUGGAGAUUGAAGCGACUGUCAAACUGGAAGCAUUAGAGCUGCGUGAUAGCUUCCAGGAGGAGCAAUCACACGAGGACGUGAGGCACAUGGUCAAAGUGAAUAGUGGCGCAAAUUCGGAAGUCUCCUGCAAGCCUCUCUCGCAAUGGCAGUGUCUCACUCCAAGAGGCGUACCUUCGGAGAUGCAAAUACAGUCGCGUCUGACUCCUAGAAAGGUCACAGUCUCUCAAGGUACUACAUCAGAGCUCAGUCGAUUCCAACGCUUCAUCCGUAGGAUGGAAGGCGCCGGUCCAAAGGUUAUCUUGGAUCGACUUAAGGAAGACUGGCAAUGGACUGCAGGCGGAGAUGUUGAUGAAGAGUUGGUCCUCGAAAAACAGCUGUGGCUGUUGACGGGUUUCCAAAUGCUGAACUUGGGUCGGGAACAGACCUUGCCGCAGCCCGAAUGUAACACCGGGAGAAUCCUUGAACUAUAUGGAAAUCUGUCUGAGGUAUACCAACUGUCGGCUAUGCAUCCGUCUCAAACAGUACACUUCCUUACUACCAAGCCCCCACGACCUGUUCAGUUGCCGGGCAAUGUAUCGUACUUGACGGUGCGCAAGCUCGGUGCCGUUCCACUGCCUUACCCAGAAGACUACUUUUCGCAUAUAAGAGCAUCGACGCUGCCGUCGCUGGUCCCAUCCGCCACGCUACCAGAACUGUUCAGCGAAUGUCACAAGCUGCUCGCUCCUGGUGGCUUCCUAGAGAUCAGGAUCAUGGAUGCUGCCCCAGUACGCAAGACCACCGGCCCGCUGAUGCGGAUGUGGAUUGAGGAUAGGCUCUCUGUCAACUUGGAACGGGACUUCAGAUGCUCGAAGCCAUGUUCGCUAGUUCCAAGCUGGCUGACAGCUGCCGGAUUCGAGAUGCUUGUUCAAGAAGACGAUCAGAGCAUGACGCUACCAUGUGCUCUCGACCCCGAUGCGGCCAAUGUAAACGACGAGCUUUCAAUGAUUAUCGGCCGAGCCUUCUGGAAAGACAUCUGGGGCAGCUUUGUGGACGACGCUCAAGACGAACCGAAGUGGUGGUGGGAAGACGAAGAGAUUGUGCAAGAGUGCGUAAAGCGCCAGACCUUGCUUGAGUGCAGGACAAUCUUUGCAUACAAGCGGUAA